Encephalitozoon romaleae SJ-2008 is the source of this 549-nucleotide messenger RNA. Its product is annotated as U3 small nucleolar ribonucleoprotein. Gene Ontology annotation, molecular function: rRNA primary transcript binding. NCBI's taxonomy places the organism in Eukaryota, Fungi, Microsporidia, Unikaryonidae. Gene Ontology annotation, biological process: maturation of 5.8S rRNA; maturation of LSU-rRNA. The record is from RefSeq and is a predicted model, not a curated record. Gene Ontology annotation, cellular component: nucleolus; preribosome, large subunit precursor. Bases 1 to 549 code for a protein of 182 amino acids. The transcript has a single exon.
AUGAGAGUGUCAGUAUCGGUUCCACCCAAUCCUCAUAAAAACACAAAGAUACUGCUAAAGGAGUUCCUGGACAUAAUCCCCAAUUCUUAUGCCAAUGACACAGACAAGGAAUCGGAGGUUUCCAUAAGGAUAGUUGAAGAUGUGGGGCCUCAGUGGAUAGUUUUCAAGAACUCCCAGCUGCAGCUAGUUUUGAAGAUAGUCCAGUACAAAUCUAGAGAUUAUCUAAGGGUAUCCAAGCCUAUUUCAAAGGACCAUCCGCCUCAACUAAUUGUAAAUAACUUCACAACAGAUAUUGGAAUGAAGAUAGUUGAUUUUCUGGCGAAUAUGUUUCCGUUUAAUCAAAGCUCUAGACAGGUCGCGAACUUUACUGUUCAAGGAGACUUCAUCUACUUCAGACUAUAUAAAUAUUGCUUUGGAGAAAAGAAUCCUAUUAUGGAGAAUGUGGGACCACACUUAACAUUGAGGCUCUGGAGAAUGAUAGAAUACAACGGAAACGAAAAGAAAGUUAUGAAUUUCAAGAAGUUUAUCAAAAAUUCAAAUAUAUUGUGA